AUGACUGAAGCCAACAGCAAAGAUUUUUGCCAAUCUUUAGAAAGGAUGAGCAAGUUGAGGUCCUUAACAGUACUAAGUGAAAGUCCAUUUGAGCAGAACAUACAAAUGGAAUCUCUCACAAAGUCCACUAAGCACUUGGAGAAACUCAAACUCCAAAUUCAUAUGAAAAAAUUGCCAGAAUGGUUUGCUUCUCUUGAUUGCCUUCACACAUUGUACCUUUUCAAGAACUACUUGACAGAAGAUCCAUUUCCUAUUCUUGGAAAGCUUCCAAGCCUAGCUAUUCUAACAUUAGCAUCUUCAGCUUACAUAAACAGCACUGUUAACGUCCCUCGCGGAGGAUUUCCUGAGGAUUCUUGGCAUGGAAAAUUGGACCAAUUGGAUGCCUAUUGA
Lycium barbarum (goji berry) is the source of this 390-nucleotide messenger RNA. RefSeq names its product putative inactive disease susceptibility protein LOV1. The record is from RefSeq and is a predicted model, not a curated record. NCBI's taxonomy places the organism in Eukaryota, Viridiplantae, Streptophyta, Magnoliopsida, Solanales, Solanaceae. The transcript has a single exon. Bases 1 to 390 code for a protein of 129 amino acids.